AUGGCCACCACCGUCAUGAGCUCACUUAGCCUGAAACCGGCGCCGUUCGCCGUCGAGAAGUCCGCCGUUAGAGGGCUGCCGCCGCUGGCCAGAACCACCCGCUUCCGGGUUGUUGCCAGCGGUGUCAAGAAAAUCAAGACCGAUAAACCCUAUGGAGUUAAUGGAGGUAUGGCGUUGAGGGAUGGUGUCGAUGCCUCCGGCAGGAAGCCCAAGGGGAAGGGUGUUUACCAAUACGUCGACAAAUAUGGUGCUAACGUUGAUGGAUACAGUCCCAUCUACAAUGAAGAUGAGUGGUCUCCAAGUGGUGAUGUUUAUGUUGGAGGUAAAACUGGAUUAGCCAUAUGGGCUGUUACUCUUGCUGGUCUUCUUGCUGGAGUUCGACCACCAUGGCGAGGAGAUGGCACCCUCGAUCAGUCCCGAGUUCGCGAGCGGGCUGGGGGUGGUUUCAGACAUGGUGGCGAGCGCGACGGAGAAAAAACCCUAGGCUUCAAGGGGUUCAAUCGGCCGCGCCGCCGCUGGGACGACGGGUGCGAUGCUGCCGGCGACGGCGGCGCAUACCGACAGCAAAUGGAGGCGCCUGUUUUGGACGAGUUUCACUACCCCGUGAGAAUUUUCCGGCAUGCUGAGGCGGGCUGGGGUCGAGAUGGACGCCGUGUCGCUGAGGACGCCGACUACUACCAUUGUCGCGCCGCCUGGCCGCAGGAACAAAACCUAGGCGAUUUCCGGCAACGAGAAAAGUAG
Striga hermonthica is the source of this 741-nucleotide messenger RNA. Lineage: Eukaryota; Viridiplantae; Streptophyta; Magnoliopsida; Lamiales; Orobanchaceae. The record is from the annotation of a GenBank genome assembly.